Messenger RNA from Armigeres subalbatus, 4350 nucleotides. RefSeq lists its product as uncharacterized. Gene Ontology annotation, biological process: DNA integration. The record is from RefSeq and is a predicted model, not a curated record. Bases 1 to 4350 code for a protein of 1449 amino acids. The transcript has a single exon. Lineage: Eukaryota; Metazoa; Arthropoda; Insecta; Diptera; Culicidae. Gene Ontology annotation, molecular function: nucleic acid binding.
AUGGAUUGUGUGGAAACUGCCUCAGAACAUCCAAGCACACUGCAAGGUUGUGCCUAUCCGGGUAUUGCCACAGGUGCAACAGGAAACACAACACGUUGUUACAUGAUCCGCGUUCUGAUCAACAACGAAAUAGCUCAAUCCAGCAAAGGUCUUCCGGAUAUCAGUCAGCCCAGUCGAAUACAGCUACAGCGUCGGGCAACCAGCAGCCAGCUGGUCAACAAGCGGAAGGAUCAAGGUCGAAUCCGUCGCAAUCGAGUGGUCAACACAACGUCUCGUGUUCAGCUGUACAUCUUGCCAGUCGUGAAUCAGCAGUUUUCAUUUUUAACUGCGUUUGUCAACAUGGUAGACGCCAAGGGGAAUAAAUCCAUCGUUCGGAGUGUGCUGGACUCGGGUUCACAGUGCCAUUUCAUUUCGUACGAUCUUGUACAGAAGCUGUGUCUACCCCGAAAAAGAACUCCCUUUCCGAUUCUGGUUUCCGGAAUUGGACAAGCGUCGGCCUAUGUUACUCAUUUCGUAACGGCCGAUAUAUUCUCCCUCCACUCCGACUUCAAGAUUAAACUACGACUGUUCGUUUUACCGCAUGUAACUGCACGAUUACCAGUUCACAACGUGGACAUAACUGGAUGGGAUAUUCCAGAACACAUUUGUUUGGCUGAUCCAACGUUCUGUAACACAAACUCCGUGGACUUGAUCAUCGGUGCAGAACACUUCUUCAAGAUUCUACAAUACGGUCGAAUAGAGCUCGGUUGCGACCGUCCGCUUCUUCAGAACACUGCGCUCGGAUGGGUCGUGACCGGAGCGUGCGGUCAAGGACUGUCCCAACAAACAGUAUGCAAUCUGCAACAGUCGAGUCCACUGGAGGAAUUGGUAAAACGGUUUUGGCAGUUGGAGACGUGCCACGACUUGCAAGGUUGGUCGCCAGAAGAGCGAGCCUGUGAACAGUUUUUUCUCGACACUACGGUACGAAAUUCUGAAGGUCGAUACGUUGUCAAGCUUCCACGCCGGAAAGAGUUGAUUAGUCAACUGAGAGACAAUCGGUACAACGCCGAACGUCGAUUCAAUUCUCUUGAGCGCAGGCUAGAUGCCAAUCCAGAGUUGAAGCUACAAUACCACGAGUUCAUUCGUGAGUAUGAGGCACUCGGCCACAUGCGAGAAGUAAAGAGUGAUGAGUUGCAUGCCGAUCUGCAGUAUUUUCUCCCGCAUCACGCCGUACUCAAGCCGGAGAGUUCAACGACGAAGUUGAGAACUGUGUUCGAUGCUUCCUGCAAGUCUAAGUCCGGCCUUUCGCUCAAUGGCGUUCUUCUAACGGGACCGACAAUUCAAGAUACACUUGUCAGCAUUGUAUUUCGUUUCCGGAUGCACGCUUUCGUCGCUGUAGCAGAUAUCUCCAAGAUGUAUCGCCAAAUUCUCGUCCACCGAGCUGAUCAGCCGUUACAGCGAAUUUUGUUCCGUUUCUCUACGGAGGAACCGAUCAAGGUCUACCAACUUUUGACGGUCACGUAUGGGACGAACUGUGCCCCUUUCCUAGCUACCCGAGUGUUGCAGAAGCUUGCAGACGAUGAAGCUGAAAAUUUCCCGGAUGCAGCACCAGUUGUUCGGAAAUCGUUCUACGUGGAUGACAUGUUGGCUGGUAGCAGUAGUGCAGAGGAAUUGAAGGCCAUCCUCAAGCAAGUUACCGGAAUGGUGGAGUCAGCAGGAUUUUCCCUUAGAAAAUGGGCUUCGAACAGUAGUGAAGUUUUGUCGGAUAUACCAUUGGAGUUUCAUGAAAAGACAACCACACUCGAUCUGGACAACGAGAGCUCCGUUACUACGCUUGGACUGCAGUGGGAUACCUUGCGAGAUGAACUACGAUUCAAACAACCGAAGUGGAUACCGACGGACACCAUAACUAAGCGCAUCGUUCUCUCUCAGCUGGCAAGUUUGUUCGAUCCACUAGGGCUAAUCAGUCCAGCGAUUGUUAAGGCAAAGAUUUUCAUGCAGGCGUUGUGGAAGCAUCAAAUUGAUUGGGAUACACCUCUUCCUUCAGCUGUACAGCUGGAAUGGCGCGAGUAUCAGCAACAAAUGGCACACCUAGGACAAGUCAGCGUUCCACGUUUCGUUCUCCCUAUGAGAAACGCAAAUACUUAUGAACUGCAUGGGUUCAGUGAUGCGUCCGAAGCAGCUUAUGGCGCCUGCCUAUACAUUCGCUCCAUAACACCAGAUGGAUUUUGCACAGUGCGUCUACUAUCAGCUAAGUCCCGAGUAGCCCCGAUAGACAGCAAAUCUAUCCCACGCUUGGAGUUGUGUGCAGCACUACUGCUUGCCCACCUUCUUGAGAAAUUUCUUGACAGCGUUGAGAUCAAGGCAGUUAUUUAUUUGUGGACAGAUUCAACAGUUGUUCUAAGUUGGCUGGCUUCACAACCUUCCUCGUGGAAGACAUUCGUGGCGAAUCGAGUUGCAGAAAUUCAAGAACUAACGCCACAAGCUACUUGGAACCAUGUUCCAAGUGAAGAUAACACAGCCGACAUCGUCUCUAGAGGUUUGGAUUUAGCCACCUUGUCCAAGUCCUCUCUUUGGUGGAAUGGUCCAGGCUGGCUAGCUACGGUCGAUGGAGAAUGGCCGAACAAACCCAACGUUCAGCAAUUUAUGGAGUAUGAAGCGAAGAAUGCUGUUGCUUUCCCGGCGGUUUCAGUAGACGUUGAGCAGGACGUGUUUGUCAGAUUUUCAACUUUGAGGCGUUUGUUGAAUUUUGCCGCCUGGGGAUUACGAUUUGCAUUAAAUUGUCGGUGCGCACCCAAUCUACGCCAAACUGGACCCCUAACCAUCGAGGAGAAAAAUGAAGCAAUGCUGAAACUAGUGAAGCAAGUCCAAGAAGAAUACUUUCCUAGUGAGUUUGCUGCCCUCCGUGAAAAUAAGCCAGUUCCCCGAUCAUCGAAACUCCGUUUCUUGAAGCCGAGGAUUGUUGACGGUCUUAUUCGUGUAGGAGGACGAUUGCACCACGCAGAGAUUGACAUCGACGCAAAGUUCCCUCUUGUUCUGCCUGGCAAACAUCAUUUCACAAAUCUCAUUGCCUGGGCGGAGCACUAUAAAACGCUACACGGGGGACCACAGCUCUUGCUUUCAACUAUGCGACAACGAUUCUGGCCCCUCGGCGGCCGCAUUAUGGUACGUAGAAUAGUCCAUUCAUGCGUCACCUGUACCAGAGCGAAGCCACAAGUAUUGCAGCAGCUAAUAGGAAACCUCCCACACGAUAGAGUAACCGGCAAUUUCGUAUUCCAGAGUGUUGGAGUGGACUUUGUAGGUCCAAUGUAUCUGCGAUCUGGAGUACGCUUUUCUCGGCAAGUCAAAGGAUACAUUGCCAUUUUCGUCUGCCUUGCCACAAAGGCGGCCCAUUUUGAGCUGGUAAUGAGUUUGACCACUUCAGCUUUUGUGGCAGCUCUCAAGAGAUUCAUCUCACGUCGGGGAAAGCCGGCGAACGUUUAUUGCGACAAUGCGAAGAACUUUCGAGGAGCGAGCACACAGCUGGAAGCACUACGCAAGCUAUUCAUCUCACAAAAUCACAAAAAGGAAAUCCUCUGUUUUUGUGAAUUAAACGGCAUUCGCUUUCACUUCAUUCCGCCAAGAUCUCCGUCAUUCGGUGGUUUAUGGGAAGCGUGUGUCAAGUCAACAAAAUUCCACCUGCGUCGCAUUGUUGGUAAGGCCCAGCUGAACAAGGAGCAAUUUGAAACAGUACUUGCCGAAAUUGAAGCGUGCCUUAAUUCUCGACCAAUCACUCCAUUGUCAAUGGAUCCGUCGGACCUUCAAGCACUAACUCCCGGUCAUUUCAUUAUCGGCCGACCGAUGAACGCUAUGCCCGAACCUGACCUGACAGCAGCUCCACCGAACCGACUUACCGGCUGGCAACACAUGCAGCAGAUAGCCCAGCACUUCUGGAAGCGCUGGCACAGCGAAUACCUUUCUUCGCUGCAGCAAUGCUACCGAUGGUCUACCGCAACCCGAAAUCUAGUAGUCGGCUCUAUAGUAGUCGUCAAAGAGGACAACCUGCCCCCAUUGACGUGGCCGUUAGCAAGGGUCAUCGACGUUCACCCUGGAGCAGAUGGUUUGGUACGAGUGGCGACAGUGCGUACAGCAAAAGGAACGUACAAGCGAGCGAUUUCCAAGCUCUGCUUGUUACCAGUGGAAGUCGAUACGACAUCGUCCCCACCACAUAGAAUGGCGGCCGGCUCGUCAACAGGUGACGAUCAAACAGAAACAACGUUGUCGCAGCAUCGACUCAGAGCGACGAGGAGGGCUCUAUUGGAGCAUCAAGCUAGAACCAAUCAGCCGGUGGUUCAAUUGGUUGAUAUCCGGCAACAUCAUCAGCAGCAGUAA